CAUCUUCGACCACGCAACAGAACCAGUUGGUCGCAAUGUUCUCUUCACGACGCAGUUACUUGUGGUGCUGGAGCUGUGUGUUGCUCAUCGGUUCCGUGCUAGGCGUUCCCGUUCCCGAAGAAUCGACCAUCGACACACCGUGCACCACACCGGACGGUCUGGUUGGUGCGUGCGUUCCGGUACGGCACUGUAAACACGUCCGGUAUCUGAUAAGGCGCAAGACGCAGCACAACUACCGAGACACCGUGUGGCUCGAGAACCUCGAGUGCCGUGGAGCGCCAGGUGUGCCUAGUCAGCACCAAUCAUUGAUCUGCUGUCCGCGGUUAACGAAUGAUCCCAUGUGUGGUGGUGGUACGGAGUUCGGUAGCCGUAUCUACGGUGGUACCGAGAGUGAGAUUGGUGAGUAUCCGUGGUUGGCGCUGUUGCGGUUCCAGGAGCGGAAUGGCAGGCUAACCGUCAAUUGUGCCGGCUCGUUGAUCGGGCCACGGUUCGUGCUGUCGGCGGUUCACUGUUUUCGGUCGCGUGCCGGCAAACCGAAGCAACUCAAGUACGUGCGACUGGGCGAAUGGAACUUCCAGAAUCAUCGCGGAAGGUCAAAUUGUCGAAAGUUGGACGACGGUGGCGAAGGUCGUGAGGUAUGCCGGAAGGACUAUGGCGUCACGCGCGUUGCCCUCUAUCCCGAGUACGCGGUUAAUGCGGCCGCUCACCUGCACGACAUUGCCCUUAUCGAGCUGGCGGAGACGGUGGAGUAUAGCGAGUACAUUGCACCGAUCUGCUUACCACUGCUGGAGUCGCCGGAGUCGGUGCGUUCCCUUCCUGUCGAGUAUACGGCUGCUGGAUGGGGUGCAACACUUGAAUCGGACGGUAUGACGCCCGUGCUGCAGGCAGUUCACUUGCUGCCCUUUGACAAGGAACGGUGCAGGAAAGUGUACCCGGUACCGAAUUCUCACGGUAUCGGUGAUGGGCACAUCUGUGCGGGAGGGGCCCGUGGUCAGGAUACGUGUGACGGAGAUUCGGGUGGUCCGUUGAUGCAACGCAUCGAGGGAGUGGUCUACCUGGUCGGUAUCACUAGCUUCGGAUGGCCAGAAUGUGGACGCGAAGGUAAACCGGGCGUCUACACGAACGUCACGCACUAUCUCCAUUGGGUAGCGUAUGAGGUGUUGCUCGGGUCUCGGUUGAGGGUGGUGAGCGAGAUGGAUGAAAAUGAGGCACUGUGGGUGGUGUGAACGGUGGGUGGAGGGGGUGUGGUUUUGCGUAGCUUGCCAGCUCCGAUCAAUGCUAUGGUUUGUAGCGGUUGUUAACAAGAACCAUGUUAUUGUAACUAAGGCCCAUUGGUUUGAGCAUUGCAUCUAGAAGCCAUUGCUUC
This is a messenger RNA of Anopheles darlingi, 1366 nucleotides long. Its product is annotated as CLIP domain-containing serine protease B14-like. The coding region runs from base 36 to 1226 and encodes 396 amino acids. The record is from RefSeq and is a predicted model, not a curated record. Lineage: Eukaryota; Metazoa; Arthropoda; Insecta; Diptera; Culicidae. The transcript has 3 exons. Gene Ontology annotation, biological process: proteolysis. Gene Ontology annotation, molecular function: serine-type endopeptidase activity.